AUGGGAAGCUCUGUCACGCGCUGCACCGCAUGGACUAGCAUCCUGCACCAAACGUUUUGUUUCUCCCAAUUGGGUUCAAGGUUUCUGCACCGGCGUCUGGCAUGGCAUUGCAUCAGCCAUAAUGGGACUCGAUUGGAUAUUACAGACACCGCUCUCGGUAGAGACGUUGCAUGUUAUGAAAGAGUUUAUUUUCCUCAUGUCUGGUCUCGGGACUGGCCCUGCCAAAGGCGAUUAUGGUUCAUGCAGGAUCAAAGCAACAUCGAUGGGUUCAGGACUGCGAUGGUAGACGAUGUUUUGGUGUGUGAUUGCUGA
Messenger RNA from Colletotrichum paranaense, 312 nucleotides. RefSeq lists its product as uncharacterized. The record is from RefSeq and is a predicted model, not a curated record. The transcript has a single exon. NCBI's taxonomy places the organism in Eukaryota, Fungi, Ascomycota, Sordariomycetes, Glomerellales, Glomerellaceae. The coding region runs from base 1 to 312 and encodes 103 amino acids.